This is a messenger RNA of Rana temporaria (common frog), 3671 nucleotides long. It is a transcript of the gene ITGB6, whose product is annotated as integrin subunit beta 6. NCBI's taxonomy places the organism in Eukaryota, Metazoa, Chordata, Amphibia, Anura, Ranidae. Gene Ontology annotation, biological process: cell adhesion mediated by integrin; cell migration; integrin-mediated signaling pathway. The record is from RefSeq and is a predicted model, not a curated record. Gene Ontology annotation, cellular component: cell surface; focal adhesion; integrin alphav-beta6 complex. Gene Ontology annotation, molecular function: integrin binding. Bases 222 to 2564 code for a protein of 780 amino acids. The transcript is spliced from 15 exons.
GCUUGGCUCUCUCAUUCCUUACAAGCUCUUGCUCUGCUCAUUCAAGCUGGUCUAGUGUGGAUUAUAGUACAUUCCAUUCCUGCUUCUGAUAUACGAGGAAUUUUAGUGAUUAUUACCUGUUCUCACGUAUAGAUCCCACUUCAUCUCUACAGGGCGGAAGACUAGUUAAUAUUGUUCCUUUCUCGUUUUUUUUUUCUCCAUCCAGCCAGAAGUAAAAGCGAAUGGGGAUUGAACUGAUUUGUCUCUUAGCAUUCUUUCUGCAUGGGAAAAAUCAUGUACAAGGCUCUUGUUCUCUGGGAAGUGCAAUGACUUGUGAAGACUGCCUGAAAUCCGGACCAGACUGUGCUUGGUGUUCCCAAAAGAACUUUACAGAUUAUUCAGGUGUUGCUGCACGAUGUGAUACUCCUGCGGUUCUCUUCUCAAAGGGUUGUCUGCUAAGCCACAUUGAAUUCCCUGAAUCUAAAGUAGAAAUACACAGGAGUAAGCCACUUACUGAAGGAGCCCAGGAAAACAGUUUAGAUGUUACACAGAUAACCCCACAGAAGCUGGUGCUGAAACUGAGGCCAGGAAAAGAGGUAACAUUUCAAGUCCAUGUGCGUCAAAGUGAAGAUUAUCCUGUAGAUUUAUAUUACUUAAUGGACCUGUCAGCCUCCAUGAAAGAUGAUCUGAGGACCAUUCAGGUGUUGGGGUCCACGCUGUCACAAGAGAUGUCCAAGCUAACCAGCAACUUUCGCCUUGGCUUCGGGACAUUUGUAGAGAAGCCAGUUUCACCGUAUAUUAAAACCGUUCCGAAAGAAGUGGAAAACCCUUGCCAUCCAUAUGUAGUUUGUUUGCCAACCUUUGGAUACAAGCAUGUUUUGUCCCUGACCCAUAAUACGACAGAUUUUAAUGAUAUUGUGAAGAAACAGACAAUUUCAGCAAAUAUCGACACUCCAGAGGGGGGAUUUGAUGCAAUCAUGCAAGCAACUGUCUGCAAAGACAGAAUUGGAUGGAGGAACAGAUCGAUGCAUUUGCUAGUGUUUGUGGCAGAUGCCGAUUCCCACUAUGGUAUGGACAGUAAACUGGCUGGUAUUGUGAUACCCAAUGAUUGUCAGUGUCACCUAGACAGCAAUAAUGAAUACUACAUGUCAACUGUCCAGGAAUAUCCAUCUCUUGGUCAGCUGAUUGAGAAGCUUGUGGAGAAUAAUAUUCUGCUUAUUUUUGCUGUUACCGAAAAACAAGUUCCUCUGUAUCAGAAUUACACCAAGCUCAUACCUGGAGCCACAGUUGGACUGCUGCAAGAAGACUCCAGAAACAUAUUACAGCUGAUUUUAACUGCAUACAAAGAACUGAGGUCGGAAAUUGAGCUUGAAGUAUCAGGAGACACAGACGGACUUAACCUCUUCUUCACCGCGCACUGUAACAACGAAACAUCCAUCUCAAACAGCAGGCGGUGCCAGCAAAUUAAAGUUGGGGACAGAGUUUCCUUCAGUGUGACAAUAAACUCAACUUCCUGCGCCAAACAAACACGACACAUAGCCAUAAAGCCUCUGGGUCUUCAGGAGAGCCUGGAGAUUGAGAUUCAAUCGGAGUGCUCUUGUUCAUGCAAGUCAGAAGCUGAGGAGGAGAGCCCCGAGUGCGGCCAGGGAAAUGGCUCGCUGGAGUGUGGAGUGUGUGUAUGUAAGCCAGGCUUCCUGGGAGCUCAGUGUGAAUGUAAUGAGGCCUCUCUGAACAGCAGCUCCUGCAAUGAACUGGAUGCAUGUAGUGGCCACGGGGAGUGCUUCUGCGGACAGUGCGUCUGUAAUCCAUCCAUAUAUGGACGUGUCUAUGGACCUCGCUGUGAAUGCAAUGACUUUUCCUGUGUUCGGCACAGGGGACUUAUAUGUGGAGGACAUGGAAACUGUGAAUGUGGAGAGUGCGCCUGCCACAGUGGAUGGACCGGCCCGUACUGUAACUGUACCAUAAACAUAGACCCCUGUAUAUCAGAGAGUGGAAUUAUGUGCAGUGGAAGAGGUAAAUGUGAGUGCGGAAAGUGUAUCUGCUACGGCGCAGGCGUCUCUGGCGAUACUUGUGAGAGGUGUCCAACAUGUGGCGAUCCCUGUGACUUUCAAAGACCCUGUGUAGAAUGCCAUCUGUUUUCAGAGGAGGAGAAAAGAGCAGCAUGUGCAGAAACAUGUCACCUAAUGGAUGUCACGGUCAGCAAAGAUCAAGAUUUCUCCGAGGAUAAAUCUAUUUUCUGUAGCAUGCAAGGUGAAAAUGAAUGUGCUAUUACAUUUUGGAUGGCCACGGACGAGCUCGGAAAGAAAGUCAUUUAUAACCUGCGCCAAAACGAUUGCCCUGAACCUCCAAAUAUUCCCAUGAUCCUAACGGGUGUCUCUAUCGCCAUUGUGUUAAUUGGCUUUGUGGUGUUGUGUAUAUGGAAGCUGCUGGUAUCCUUUCAUGAUCGGAAGGAAGUUGCCAAAUUUGAAGCAGAGAGGUUGAAGGCAAAAUGGCCACAGGAUACAAACCCAUUGUACAAAGACACUAUCAGUACAUUUAAAAAUGUCACCUAUGAGAAAGCAAUAAGAAGAGACGGCGCAGCGUGAGGAUAUAUUCCAGUGGCUAUGCGGAGGUAUAGAAGAUUAAUGUAUUCCAGAUUCCUGGAGUUUUCUACACAAUUCAAGGCCCUGAGCUGCGAGUUCAUUAGUUCUUGUAAAAAUUCAUGACUUUGCCAUUCAUCCGAACACAGCCCUAGGCCGAGGCAGAAUCCAUGCAUGACAGAGUGCGGAAGAAGAAAGAACUACUGAAUAAAGCGUUGAUUCGGACAAGGAUAUAACUGCAAAUAAAGGGGCCCGUAGCAAAAUAAUAAGAGCCCUCUGUGUUCUUAAAGGACUGUAAAUUAUGGUAUGUGCAUAUUGCCGUUUGUACUGUAUUUAUGCAUUGUAUUUGCACUAUUUCUACUUUGUGCUUUUGCGUCACUCUUAAGAUCAUUAAUUGCAACUAUGACCAUGGUUACGUUACACAAUGCCACAGUUGUAGAAACACAUCUGAAAAGGAACAUGUGGUAUUCAGAAGUGUUUGGGGCAAGCUAAGCUAGUAGAGAUUAUCACUACAGUGAGAUUCAGCGCACUUUUCACAGCUUUAAACUUCAUGGUGGUGGGUGCUGUAAUGACAAAACAAGGAAUGGUGCCAUUUUAUGGUAGACUAGAGUGGCAAGGCAUCACUGACAUGCCAAAUGGUGCAAAAAUAGGCACUGUAAGCUUGUGACAAUACAUCUCCUUAUUUCUCUACAUAAUUUAAUGUGUUGGUGACACCUUGCCUCUCUACGUUAACACUACAGUGACCUGCUGCAAAUUCAUCAGAAAGUUCAUGUAAUGCAACUGUAAUUCAAAACCCAGCUUCUCAGUGUGUUUACCUUUAUAAUAACACUACAAAAUAAUGAUUGGUUUACAGUGCAUGUAAACCCAAACAUAAAGAAGAACUAGGGUCAAAGCUCUGUUGGCCCUACUUCUCCUGUGGGUCACAGGGGUGCACUUAGCUGUGCACUCCUGUGAUCCAGAUUCAGCCACCAGCGGGCUUCAGCCCGCUGGUGGCUGACAUCACAGAGCCAGUCCAGGCUCUGCAGAGAUCCUGACAAUGUUGGGAUCCACCCAGUUUCUACUGCUGUCUCUGUCACAACAAAGGGAAAUUUACCCUCAGGCCUCGUACACACG